AAGAGGCACGAUACACCACACAAAGGACACCAUGAUAACUAAAAGACGCAGCUAUACUUCAUAACCUGGGGAACCGGGAGAUAUUAUUGGUCCAGUCAUCGCCAGAGGAUUGCGCGCUACCCCACCUAAAAAAAAGGACAUUAACGAGGAACUAAUAAUAACUGCACACUGUGAAACGGCAGAUAAUUCUCUUUUCUUGCCCCAACAACAUACGUGAGUCCUGGUCUUUAAUCAGCAGACAGGGAAUAAUAGAGAAGUAAUGGAAUUUGCAGAAGACUUCAACCAGCUUGAACUUCUGAAUACACAUGGACACCUGAUGCCCUGUGGGGCCACAAGCCUGUGGACUGGAGGCAGUGAUGAAGAAGAGGAGCAGGAAGAACACAGUGAGGAUUGGUACCUUCAGAAAGAGGAAAUCCUUAAGGGAAACCCAAGGGAUCUCAUUCUGUGGGCUGCAGAAAACAAUCGUCUUUCAUCAGUAUGCUGGGCGGUGAAUGUUGAUCCUUUGAUCGUGGAUUGGUGUGAUGAAGAUCGUUACACUGCAUUGCACCGUGCAGCAUACAAUGGUCAUGUUGGUGUAGUUGCUGCUUUAGUUGCUGCUGGUGCCAACAUUAAUUCUCGCACUGUUGAUGGCUGGACACCCCUUCACAGUGCUUGUCGAUGGAACCAAGUCAGAGUGACAUGUUUUCUCCUUCAACAUGGUACUGAACUCAAUGCUCAGACAAAUGGUGGGCUUUCAGCACUGCACCUGGCUGCUUCCCAUACCAGCUCAUCAAAGAUGGAGGCUGCCCACUUGCUAGAGCUCCUCCUCUCUCAGCGUCACCUGAAAGCUGGGCUCCACAGCAUCAGUGGGGAAACUGCUAGUGAAUUGGCCCGACGGACUGGCCCUCAUCACUACCUGUUUGAAAUAGUGCGACAAUAUGUCAGUGUGCUUCCCAUUUACUGAACCAAAACAUAUUUUUGUAUACAGUGCAAGUAUUCACAGCACUUCACUUGUUCUACAUUUUAUGUUAAAGCCUCCCAUGAAUACUUUCCUAUGUUGAAGAAAGUCCAGCAGUACCUGGUGGCUCAGAGUAAAGCGGGGUAAAGUGGACUGGACGGACUCUGCUGCAGCCAGUCCGACUGUGAGAAGCACCGAUUCACUUGUGAAGAGUUGUAAACCGUCACUCAGGGACCUGAUCCUCCAUUACACCAACAGUUCAAUUCGGGCGCGCCACGCUGCUCAGCUGGCACUUGCACAUGUCCGGGAUGGCAGCCAAUCACUGCAUAGUGCUCUGUUCUGGGCCAAUAACAGCGGAGGGGCAUCCAGGCUUGAGAAGCAAGCCGGGGCACUGCGUGUGAAGGAUGCAGUCUACUGUGCUGUCAUCUUGUGCGAGUUCCUCAAGGAGCUGGCCGCUCUAACUCAAGAGCACACGUCACUGUGUCAUUUCCACAGAGUCAGGGAGCAGAGGAAUAGACAGUAAAAGUUCCUCCUCCUCUUGGUCUCGGAUUUGUUUGUUCUAUGUAAGAUUCUGUGUCACUGAACAAGUCGUCAACAGCAACAAAGGCAACAUGAUCACAACAGUGUUUUUCUACCAAAAUAAUCACAGGACUGUAGAUGUUUCAUGCCUCUGUAAAUAUUGAUUGUGCACAUUAUGUAGAAUAUUUACAUACUCUACAAAAAUGUCAGUCAACAUUCGAGAUUUGGGAAGCUACACGUAGGCAUACUAAAACAAGUGUACAUAUUGGUGCUAGUAGAAAUUUGAAGUUGAUAGAAAAGAUAGAAAUGUUUUGAUUCCAACAAAGUUCCGACAAACACUAAAAACAUCAAGAUAGAAAAUCGUAAAAAAUAUAUAUUGUAAAGUCCUCAUUCAGAAACGACAAGGAUGAUGAAGUUAUUUUUUGAAUUAAUGUCUAGUUUGCUUGAAAAGACUUUUUAUCAAUGAAGGGGACAAAAACUGGAAAACAAUCACAGCAACCUCAUAUAUUGGACAAUCAUAGGAAUUUUCUUUUAUGUAGCAUUAUUUUAUUUUUGAAUCUGACAUUUUUUGUUUGUAUUUUUUUAAGUCAUAACAUGUGGGUAUGGGAGUGUCUCCCUUUUGAUGUGUUUGUACGUGAUGUUUACCUAAAAACGGUGACUUCUUGCAAACACUAAGCCAUUAACCUGUUGCCAAAAUUGUAAGGCUGCUGUUAUUGUUUGUACCUUUUUACAAGUCAGUCUGGAAGAAUUGCAUUGAAUGUGGUUGUGCCUCACUGCCUUUUGUACUAUGAAUGUUUUGCCACUGAACUGCCAAGAAAACCUGAUGUUUCCAGCAGAAAACUCUAAACUGUCUGUCACACUAUGAGGAAUUGAGGAAAUGCAUGAGUAACGUAAACAAAAUUUUGAUAGCCACUUGUGUCUGUUUUUGUUCUGUAAAAGUCCUUUUCUCAUUUGUUAAAUGUUUUCCUUGUCAGCUGAUGCGCAGUGAGUCAGUCAGAAAGUUUUGUACAUGCUCAAAACUUUACUUGUGUGAAGUGCCUUGAGGCAACUUUGUUGUAAUUUGGCGCUAUAUAAAUGAAAAUAAAUUGAAAUUGACACCA
Messenger RNA from Thalassophryne amazonica, 2556 nucleotides. RefSeq names its product ankyrin repeat domain 49 (gene ankrd49). Gene Ontology annotation, molecular function: protein binding. The record is from RefSeq and is a predicted model, not a curated record. The transcript has a single exon. Lineage: Eukaryota; Metazoa; Chordata; Actinopteri; Batrachoidiformes; Batrachoididae. Bases 260 to 943 code for a protein of 227 amino acids.